This is a messenger RNA of Cyphellophora europaea CBS 101466, 1506 nucleotides long. RefSeq lists its product as uncharacterized. Gene Ontology annotation, biological process: transmembrane transport. Gene Ontology annotation, molecular function: transmembrane transporter activity. Bases 1 to 1506 code for a protein of 501 amino acids. The record is from RefSeq and is a predicted model, not a curated record. The transcript has 6 exons. NCBI's taxonomy places the organism in Eukaryota, Fungi, Ascomycota, Eurotiomycetes, Chaetothyriales, Cyphellophoraceae.
AUGACCCCUUACAUCACGAGCGGGUUUUCCCAUCAUUCAUUGAUUCCGAUUAUCUCUCAGAUUGCUUUCAUCAUUCUGGGCAUUGUUUCACUCGCCAUGUCUCGAUUAAUUGAUGUGUGGGGGCUCUCCCAGGGACUGGGUCUUAUGGUUCUGUUCGGUUUCUUGGCUUUAUUACUCAUGAUAUUCUGCCAAAACGUGGGCACGUACGCAGCUGCAGUGGUCAUCUACGAAAUCGGCUACGGUGGCAUACUAUACACUCUGCUUGUUUUUGUAACAGCAAAUGCCAGACUCAAGUACCGCCCACUAGCCAUUGCAGGCACCAAGGUUCCAUAUAUCAUCACAACAUUUGCUGGACCGAGCGUAGCCGAAAAAUUCUACACCCGUGGCCUCAUUAAGUGGGCGUUCGGCACCUUUGCGAUCAUUGUACCGGUAAUCGGAGGCCUGAUGGUCGGUGGGCUUUGGCAUUACCAACGCUCAGCAAAUCGCGCACUGCCGGCGGUCCGGGUAAAGGCUCGCCAGAAAGGAAAUCACUUCCUACGUGCUUUGUUCAACUACCUGAAAGACUUUGACGUCAUCGGAAUUGCCAUCGCAUGUGCGGGCCUAACGACCUUCCUUCUACCGUUCAAUCUUGCGGCGUCAGGAAUAAAUGGCUGGAGAAGUGUGUCCAUUAUCUCCAUGAUCGUGGUUGGAGCGUUCCUUCUCGUCGUUCUGGUGCUAUACGAGUACUUUGUCGCACCAAAGAAGUUUCUCCCUUUCGAGCUGCUUGGAGACCGUGUUGUGUGGGGAGCAUGCUUGAGCAUCUGCGGCGUCUACAUGAGUUUGUUCUGCUGGUUCUCGUACUUUACCUCGCAGCUCCAGGUCGUACACAACAUGAGCAUUAGUGAGGCAGGAUACUUGGCAAACACAAAUUAUGUUGGAGGAGGUGCUGCGGCUCUUGCCACUGGUUUAGCUAUGCACUAUAUCGGCCGUGCUAGAGUUACCACACUGGUGGCGUUGACAGUCUACACCUUCGGCACUGGAAUGAUGAUACACUUCUCGUCCUCACUAUCAUCUUCGAGUGUCGGCGGUAUUAUCGCGUCCCAAGUUUUGAUAUCCCUUGCAUCAGGGACACAUUCAGUGAGCUCAAACGUUGGGAUCCUGGACGGAGCAUCGCCAUCCACGGUAUCCAUGCGGCUCGCGCUGGCUUACCUAUCAAGCAUGAUUGGUGCGUCUAUCGCGCUUGCGAUUUCAGGCGCAAUAUGGACGAACACUCUGCCCAGUCGCCUGACCGCAAACCUGGCUGGAUUAGGCCUGUCUACCGAGGAUAAAGCUUCGAUCUACGGCUCCUUGAUUGUUCAGAUCUCGUACGAAGUUGGAAGCCCGGUUCGAGACGCUAUCGAUCAUUCGUAUAGGGAAGUCUUCAAGUUGAUGAUGAUCGCUGCCACGGCCUCAACUACUGUGGGGUGGAUCGGCGCGUUAAUGCUACGAGAUGUUACGCCUAGAGACCGGGAUGCCGAGGAGGGUUAG